GCCACAGUGGCUACUGGCCCGCGGCGCCACCGCGCAGGCUGUCCCUGAGCGCAUAUUCCGUUGGGAGCAGGGCCGCUCGGAUCCGCACCAACCGGCGCUGUGAGAUGCUGCGCUCCACGUCCACGGUCACCCUGCUCUCGGGCGGCGGCAACAAGACGCCUGCAGCACCCAGCAGGAGGGCAAAUGUCUGCCGACUACGGCUGACGGUCCCUCCUGAGAGUCCAGUUUCUGAGGAAAGUGAAAAGAAGAUCGAAAGAAAAGAGCAACAUCCUGGCCCAGGCAAUGGGGAGCCAACCAGGAAACUUCCUCAGGGUGUUGUCUAUGGCGUGGUACGAAGAUCAGAUCAAAAUCAGCAGAAGGAAAUGGUGGUGUAUGGGUGGUCCACCAAUCAGCUGAAAGAAGAGAUGAACUACAUCAGAGAUGUGAGAGCCACCUUGGAAAAAGUAAGGAAGCGAAUGUACGGAGACUAUGAUGACAUGAGACAGAAGAUUCGACAGAUCACCCAGGAACUGUCAGUUUCACAGGCUCAGAAGGACUAUCUAGAAAAUCACAUCCAAACGCAGUCGUCGGCCCUGGACAGCUUUAAUGCCAUGAACGCGGCUUUGGCGUCAGACUCCAUUGACCUGCAGAAAACUCUUGUGGAUGUUACUUUGGAAAACAGCAGCAUUAAGGAUCAAAUCAGAAAUCUGCAGCAGACGUACGAAGCGUCCAUGGACAAGCUGCGGGAAAAGCAGAGGCAGUUAGAGGCAGCGCAAGUGGAAAACCAGUUGCUGAAAAUGAAGGUGGAGUCCUCCCACGAAGCCAACGCUGAGGUGAUGAGGGAGAUGACCAGGAAGCUGUACAGCCAGUAUGAGGAGAAGCUGCACGAGGAGCAGCGGAAGCACAAUGCGGAGAAAGAGGCGCUCCUGGAAGAAACCAAUAGCUUUCUGAAAGCGAUUGAAGAAGCCAAUAAAAAGAUGCAGGCGGCAGAGAUCAGCCUAGAAGAGAAAGACCAGAGGAUUGGGGAGCUGGACAGGCUGAUCGAACGCAUGGAAAAGGAACGCCAUCAACUGCAACUACAACUCCUAGAGCAUGAAACAGAAAUGUCAGGGGAAAUAACUGAUUCUGACAAUGAAAGGUAUCAGCAGCUGGAGGAGGCGUCCGCCAGCCUCCGGGAACGGAUCAGACACCUAGAUGACAUGGUGCAUUGCCAGCAGAAAAAAGUCAAGCAGAUGGUCGAGGAGAUUGAAUCAUUAAAGAAAAAGGUGCAACAGAAACAGCUUCUAAUAUUGCAACUUUUAGAAAAGAUAUCCUUCUUAGAAGGAGAGAAUAAUGAACUACAAAGCAAGUUGGAUUAUUUAACAGAAACCCAGCCCAAGACUGAAGUGGAAACCAGAGAGAUUGGAGUGGGCUGCGAUCUUCUACCCAGAAAAUUCAUUUGCAGAUUGCCCGACAACGGUAAAAAGAUCUUAGACUCUGUUGCCAAACUGAAAGCUGCCAUUGCAGAACGUGAAGAAGUUAGAGGAAAACGCGACCUGUUUAAUCCUGUUAGUUUAGACUGUAAGCCAAGGCAAAAAGCAAUUGCAGUUGAUGUGGACAUAGAUAAGGCCCAGAAUUCUGACCAGAUACUUGAUUCUUCAUCACUGGUUCCUGGCUGUUCUUCUGUAGACAACAUCACGUCAUCUGAAACAACCUCACAACAGGAACUGGUACAUUCUAUUCACAAAGGUGAUGAAGAGGCUCCUGAGGUUGGAUACACAGUGAACGAGUGCCCAGGUUCCAGCAGCAGAGCCAGUGCGCCUUCCUCACCCAAAGCUAGUGAGCGUCUCCCUCAGCGUCGUGUGUCAGGUCAAGCAGAAGACAACUCCAGCAGCUCUGACGACCUAUUUAUUGAUAAGUUACAAAGGAUCACCAUUGCAGACCCAAGUGAACGCCACUCAGAAGAAAACACAAGGACUGAGAGCCUGCCAGGCCUUUGUACUGGGACACAGAAGAAGCCUCAUUACAUGGAAGUGCUAGACAUGCGAGCCAAAAACCCAGUGCCCCCAGCACGUAAAUUUAAACUCAAUGUGUUACCUUCAAAACAGAACAAUUCAUCCAGUCACCAGCAAAGAAGCGGGUCUCCCAUUUCCUCAGAGGAGAGGCGGCGCAGGGAUAAGCAGCAUCUUGAUGACAUCACAGCAGCUCGGCUUCUACCACUUCACCAUAUGCCUACACAGCUGCUCUCCAUAGAAGAAUCUUUGGCACUUCAGCAACAGCAGAAAAAGAGUUAUGAGGAGAUGCAAGCCAAGCUCGCAGCACAAAAAUUAGCUGAAAGACUGAAUAUUAAAAUGCAGAGCUAUAAUCCAGAAGGGGAGACUUCGAGGAAAUACCGAGAAGUAAGGGAUGAAGAUGACAAUCAGUCCUCUGAUGAUGAAUUCUGAAGAUGGACAUUGGGAUACAGUCCUAACACUCUGCCUGCUGAGAUGUCAUUAUCUUACAUCAGACUUUCUAACAAGUAUCAAGAUCAGUGUCAGACAUUGUUGAGGGAAAUAAUUUUAUAAAGUUACACAAAGAUAGCUAUAAAAAUAGCCCAGUUUGUCGUCUUUCAGAAGAUAACUUUCAUGUGGUUGAAAAGUUUAAUAUUUGAAUAUGGUGUUUAAUCACAUUGUAUUAAAGUUUUGCAGUAUGUUGUAUUGUUUGAUAUUUUAGUGUAUAGGAGAGCACAUUUUUUUCUGUAAGCCAGAUGAAAGCAGGUAACUUUUUUCCCCUCCUUCUUACCUCUAUCAAAUAUCUUGCCUUUCAGUGAAAUAUUUAGUUGUCCCAGUCAUCGCCUAAAAUGAAUUAGGAAGAUACAGUUCUCUAAUUUUUUGAGUAAUGAAGGGAGCAGUGUAAAGAAUUUUAUGCAUGUCUGCAUGGAGUUAUUGAGGAAUUGGAUGUGAAAUACCUAGGAAGACACCAGAAAAAUGCUUAAAUGUUUGUUUCCUUCUUCUGUCUUCCCUUGGAAGAUUGUUAUCUUCUGAUUACAAAUAAGGAGUACAGUUGACCCUUGAACAAUGUGGGGGUGAAGGGUGCCGGCCUGCUCAGUAGAAAAGUGUGUGUAACUACAUACUUAUAGUUGAUGCUGGAGGAUGGUUGGUCUUUCUAAGUGACCAGAUUUGCCCAGAGUAACAUGAAAUGUUGGAAAGUAAGAUGGCUGAUGAAGGUGAAGGGAGUAGCUGUUCUUACGCUUGACCUGACUUGAGGUCAUUGCUAUUAACAGAUGAUCGGUUCAGUUUGGUAAAAAAAAAACAAAACUUUUUUUUUUAAGCCAGAAUUGAAUUAUUGUCAAUAAAUUGUCCCCCUCCCAAAACAAAGCAUACAUACGUAGGCUACAGAAACCUCAAUCUAUAUAUACAUGUUUAUGUAACCUGAACGGAUUAUAUGAUUGUCUCCAGAGAAAUUAAUAACAUUAUCAAAGAUUUCUUUAAUAUGUUGGGGCCUUUAAACAGUGUUGAAAGCAAGAAUAAAAUACUAAUUAGAGGAACUUCAAAAUGUUAAUGGUGAUGUUUUACUGGUACUUAAUAACUUACUUUACAAGAGACUUUUCCUAUAUUUAAUUUGAUGGAAAUACGUUUAGGUCAGAUGUACAUGGGAGAGGAAGGGCUCCAUUCUGUGUCGUGCACUUCCAGGUGUAGCUCCUGCUUCCCAUCCCCCUUGCCUCCAGAAAAGCAAAUGUAAAACUACAGUGAGCUAAUGAUUUCAAUAUCUUUAGUUAUUAAAACUUAGAAAAUGAUUUCACAACAUAA
Molecule: messenger RNA, 3746 nt
Organism: Pteronotus mesoamericanus
Lineage: Eukaryota; Metazoa; Chordata; Mammalia; Chiroptera; Mormoopidae
Gene: MYZAP
Product: myocardial zonula adherens protein
Exons: 15
Coding region: 105-2402 (765 amino acids)
Biological process (GO): maintenance of ER location; intracellular signal transduction; transcription elongation by RNA polymerase II
Cellular component (GO): intracellular anatomical structure; I band; RNA polymerase II, holoenzyme
Molecular function (GO): transcription elongation factor activity
Source: RefSeq, a predicted model, not a curated record